Messenger RNA from Pisolithus orientalis, 2392 nucleotides. RefSeq names its product PLP-dependent transferase. The transcript is spliced from 5 exons. Lineage: Eukaryota; Fungi; Basidiomycota; Agaricomycetes; Boletales; Pisolithaceae. Gene Ontology annotation, molecular function: molybdenum cofactor sulfurtransferase activity. The record is from RefSeq and is a predicted model, not a curated record. Gene Ontology annotation, biological process: molybdopterin cofactor metabolic process. The coding region runs from base 480 to 2210 and encodes 576 amino acids.
CAGAUUGAGUUUUCAAUCACCAGUGAGGGUGACCGAAUCGGCGAUGCACGACUGGGGUAGGGGUGGGAGUAAGCAUCGUCGCAAGUAAGCAGUUGGGUUGGGUUAGUCCGUGCGAGGAGAGUUUCCGGGUGUGCGCGUGACUCGGUCGGACGGAAUGCCUGAGUCAGGUGCCCGAGACAGACUAACUAUGAUAUCUGAGGGGUGGUGCCACUACUCGUUCAGGCCAAGGUACGAAUACCAUUCGCGGAGGCGGUUGCAGUGACAUAAACCACAGUCAUUGAUCUCACACUGCUUUCUUGUUUCAUGUGCUAAUAAUCCGAUGUCAUUGCUGGGUGGCUCCCUCUCUGGUGGCGCUGCGUCGGAAUCAUGUCACAGGCAUUCCGCGGCGCUCCCCGUGCUCAGCAGCUGCUCCAAAAAAUACAUUUAAGGGGAGUGCUCAGUCAGCCUGGAGUCCCCACUACUAAAAAUUACACUCAGAAAUGGGAAACAAGCUCUCUUCCAUCUCAUCCAGUGACCGCAGGGUCCGUGCCAAGCAGGUCGACGACGAACCCGUCUUUGCCUCUCCUGUCGCACCCAGCCACCGGGAUGGAUCGCGAUUAUCGAGGUCUCACUCGUCGCACGAGACGCUCUGCGAGAAACACGUCUACCAUCUUCCACGGCAGCCACCACCAACCCCACCCACUCCCCAUCGCCCACUGGCUUAUACACCCCUAACCGUUGCUUGCCCCCCGAGCAACGAUGGUCGAUUAGCAAGGGCAUAUCUCGCCUUCCUCAAGUCAUUUCCAGAGUAUCAGAGUACUUGGAUACUCGAUUCGCUGCGCCGAACAGACUUUGCGCGCCUAGAUCGAUCUGGGGAAACGUAUGUGGAUUACAUGGGCGGCGCGCAGCAUCCAGAGAGCCUCGUGCGUGCACACAGCGAUUUCCUGUCAGAAAGCAUUCUAGGGAACACGCAUUCUGUCAGCAACAGUUCGAAGCUUUCGUCCAUCUGUGCCCACGAUGCACGAGACGCCGUUUUGUCAUUCUUUAGGGCUCCACCGGGAUACACGGUCAUAUUUACUGCGAACGCUACCGGUGCACUGAAACUUGUCGGCGAGUCCUACCCGUUCAAGCAAGGAAGCUCCUACGUCCUUUGCGCCGAUUCACAUAAUAGCGUGCAUGGUAUCCGCGAGUUUGCAUCGCGGCAUGGCGCGGAAGUACACUAUAUUCCUUCUAUGCCUACCGGCGGCUUCGUCCUUUCUGCCGCAAAGGAUAUCUUGCAACAACAUCAUCCCAGGGAUUCUGCGCCAUCUCUCUUCGCAGUGACAGGCCAGUCGAAUAUCUCGAACACGAAAAAUCCACUGGAGAUAUUGGCCCAUGCGUCUGCGCUCGGGUACCAUACUCUUCUCGAUGCAGCAGCACUUGCACCCACCUCGACCAUCUCACUUGAAAAUACCCCUGUCGAUGCAAUGGCGAUAAGCUUCUACAAGAUGUUCGGUUAUCCAACCGGUGUCGGAGCCCUCGUUGUCAAAGAAUCCUUCUUGAAGUUGCUUGAACGACCGUGGUUCGCCGGAGGAAACGUGGACGUCGUUCAAGUACCUGGUACGCUCGUCACACGAUCGGCAAGCCUGCACGAACGGUUCGAGGACGGGACCAUCAAUUAUCUAUCUUUAUCAGCCGUGACGGAUGGACUACGAUUUCUAUCAGUUUACCUUCCUUUCCUUCCACUUCGCCUAUCUUGCCUCAUGCAUGUCCUCACCUCUUCUUUAAUACAAAUGCGUCAUGACAGCACUGGCGCCCCGGUCGUCAAAAUCCUUUCAAAGCUGCCCUCGAAGCGACUAAAGUACAUCGGCGAAGAGGCUGAUUCGGGAUCUACGGUCUCUCUCAUAUUUCUAUCGCCCUCCGGUGACAUGAUACCAAACUCUUUUGUUGAACAUGUUGCCGUCUCUCACAACAUAUCGUUGCGUACAGGGUGUAUGUGUAACCCAGGCGGAGCAGCAGCACUACUAGGGAUCAAAGACCAGAUGGCACUCCUCUACCCGGGUGUCACGCUCAAGGACUUUGAGCGGGUGGUUGGAAGGGAACUAGGGGUAGUCAGGAUCAGCCUCGGUCUCGCUACCACGUUCCAUGACGUAUGGAGGGUGAUCGACUUCGUGUCCAACCUUGCAAACGAUCGAAUCCGCCGAAAGUUGUGGGACGCUUGGAUUAACGUUCCCGUUGGUCAAGCUAUUUGAUAGGCCCCCAACUGCUCGCUGCUACUACGACUAUUUAUAUUCAGGCGGUGCCAUGGAACAUGUCUACCAUUUCAGCCGGAAAAAGCACAUCGGAGUGGAUGUUACUGUAAUGCUGUAUAUUACUGUGUAUGAUACCAACAACUUUAACUUGCUGGCCACUUACCAUACUUCCCUUGCACGUU